Tricharina praecox is the source of this 2581-nucleotide messenger RNA. RefSeq lists its product as uncharacterized. NCBI's taxonomy places the organism in Eukaryota, Fungi, Ascomycota, Pezizomycetes, Pezizales, Pyronemataceae. The coding region runs from base 265 to 2355 and encodes 696 amino acids. Gene Ontology annotation, biological process: long-chain fatty-acyl-CoA metabolic process; long-chain fatty acid metabolic process. Gene Ontology annotation, cellular component: endoplasmic reticulum; lipid droplet; plasma membrane. The transcript is spliced from 5 exons. Gene Ontology annotation, molecular function: long-chain fatty acid-CoA ligase activity. The record is from RefSeq and is a predicted model, not a curated record.
GUUGGUGUCGCACAUCACUACCUCCCCCCCAUAUAGGUCUCCUCCGGCCACCGUCCCUUCGCUCUCAAUCCACCUUCCUUCCCUUGCUUCUGCUCCUCCUCCUCCUCCUCACCACGGAACCUUUCCUAUAAAGACGGAUCCCCCAUUCAAUCCCUUCCCGCACCACCGAACCCCCCAAAUUAUAAAUUCACGGCACACUGUUGCUGCACCAUUCCUACCGGUCGACCCUAGCGAACGUCAUUCACAGCAGCUUCCUCAUCAGCCAUGUCGAAUCCGAAGAAACAGAUCCUCUACCCCAUCGCGACGAAGAAGCCACCGUACUCCCUCCAGGUGCCAGGCGUCGAGAAGAAGCCUGGUGAGGGAAUCCCGCGCCGUCACCCUCUUUCCAUCGAUGCCCUGACCACCACCCCCGAUCCCGAGGUCAAGACGCUCUACGACAUCGUCGUUCGCGGCGCGAAGAAGUACGGCGACUCGGAGUGCAUGGGCAGCAGACAGCUCAUCAAGACCCACACCGAGGAGAAGAAGGUGAAGAAGAUGGUGGACGGCGAGGAGCGCGAGGUCUCCAAGAACUGGACCUUCUACGAGAUGAGCGGCUACACUUGGAAGUCGUUCGUCCAGUACAAGGUGGCGGUGGACACAUGCGGAGCCGGCUUGAGGGCCCUAGGAUUGGUCGCGGCCGAUAGGGUGCACAUCUUCGCUGCUACAAGUCAGGAAUGGCUCACCAUGUCGCAUGGAUGCGCGUCGCAGUCCAUGCCGAUUGUCACCGCCUACGAUACCCUUGGCCAGGAGGGAUUGCAGCACUCGCUCGUCCAGACCGGCGCCAAGGCCAUCUUCCUGAACCCUCAUCUCCUCAAGAACCUGAUCAACCCCUUGAAAGCUGGUACCAACAUCAAAUACGUCAUCUACACAACCGAGUCGCCGCCCAAGCAGGAAGAUCUUGAUACGUUGAAGUCCGCGCACCCGGACUUGACGAUUCUCACCUACAAUGAAUUGAUGGAAAUGGGAAAGGCCAACCCCGUGGAUCCGGUUCUGCCCGAUCGCGAAGAUCUGUGCUGCAUCAUGUACACUUCCGGAUCCACCGGUACCCCGAAGGGUGUCCCUCUUUUGCACAGAAACGUAAUUGCCGCGGUUGCUGGUGUUACCACAAUCGUGGGUCCUCACAUCACUCCAGGCGACUUCGUCCUCAACUUCCUCCCCCUGGCACACAUCUUGGAACUCGUCUUUGAAAAUGCCAUCAUCGUGUGGGGUGCAGCGAUGGGCUACGGCAGCCCUCGUACUCUGUCCGACAAAGCCAUGAAGAACUGCAAGGGCGACAUUCGGGAGUUGCGACCAACAGUCCUCGUGGCGGUUCCAGCCGUUUGGGAAACCGUCAAGAAGGGUAUCAUGGACCAAGUUUCGAAGCUUCCCGGCUUCAAGCAGAAGAUGUUCUGGGGUGCAAUGUCACUCAAGGGCGCGUUGCUGCAGCUGGGACUCCCCGGUGUCGGUGUGAUCGAUAACGUGGUCUUCAAGAAGGUCAAGGAGGCGACAGGUGGGAGGAUGAGGAUCUGCAUGAACGGAGGUGGACCGGUUGCGAAGGAGACGCACCAUUUCAUCUCGAUGGCCAUCUGCCCUAUGAUCAUGGGUUACGGUCUGACCGAGACAGCCGCUAUGUGCUGUCUCAUGGACCCCACCGAGUGGGAUAACACCUCGCUCGGAAAUCUUACUUCUAGCGUCGAAGUCAAGCUGGUCGACUUUGCCGAAGCCGGAUAUCUCACCGAUAAUACCCCCGAACAGGGAGAAGUGUGGAUCCGCGGUGACUCGGUGGCCCCCAGCUACUACGACAACGAGGAGGAGACCAAGGCAGCAUUCGAGGAUGGCUGGUUCAAGACUGGCGAUAUCGGCGAGUGGGAUGCCAACGGACAUCUCAAGCUGAUUGACCGCAAGAAGAACUUGGUCAAGACUUUGAACGGAGAGUACAUUGCUCUGGAGAAGCUUGAGGCCGUCUACCGUUCGACUCCGGUCGUGCAGAACCUGCUCGUCUACGCCGACCAACAGCAGGCCAAGCCCGUCGCCGUCGUCUUCCCCAACGAACCGGUUCUCAAGGCCCUUGCCAAGGAGAACGGCAUUGCGGGCGACCACCUCGAGGAGCUCGUUCACAACCAGAAGCUGACAUCCAUCGUGUUGAACCAUCUCCUGACACAAGGCCGGAAGGGGGGGCUCAGCGGGAUGGAGAUGCUUCACGGAGUCGUGAUGACGGACGAGGAGUGGACGCCACAGAACGGCCUCGUCACAUCGGCACAAAAGCUGAACCGAAAGGGCAUCGUCAAGGCCCACGAGGAGGAGAUUAAGCGUGCGUACGCCAACAGCUCGCAAUGAUCUGGUUGAUUGAUGCCGGUGGGUGAGAGGGGGUAGCUUGAUGAUUUUGGAUGGACUGUUAAUGGUUGCUUUUCUUUUUGAUUCGUUUUUUUUUUAUUCUGUACGCUUGGGUCGUCGUUUUGUCGUCAUUGCGUGCGAAUUCAGCAACGCGCUACGUCUUUGGUUUGCUUAUUCCUUUCUACUGCUACUGCUGCUUCUGGUCUUGGAUCCACUCCACGUUUAUUCU